Messenger RNA from Pyrgilauda ruficollis (rufous-necked snowfinch), 2520 nucleotides. RefSeq names its product cell adhesion molecule 3 (gene CADM3). Gene Ontology annotation, biological process: homophilic cell-cell adhesion. Gene Ontology annotation, cellular component: presynaptic membrane. Bases 123 to 1139 code for a protein of 338 amino acids. The record is from RefSeq and is a predicted model, not a curated record. NCBI's taxonomy places the organism in Eukaryota, Metazoa, Chordata, Aves, Passeriformes, Passeridae. The transcript is spliced from 9 exons.
AACCGCCGCCGCUGCCGCACCGCCGGCUCCAGAGCUGAGGGAGCAGCGGAGAGAGCAGCGCCCGCCGCCCGCGCUGCGGCUCGGUCGCGCCGGCCCCGCGGGCUCCCGCCGCCGCCACCACCAUGCAGCCGCCGGCCCUCGGCAUCCUCCUGCUCAUCGCCUGCUUCGGCAGCGCCCGGGGAAACCUCUCCCGCGACGCCCUGCGGGAUAACAGGAUCCAGCUGGAGAGGUCCACCCCCAACGAGCUGACCAUCAGCAUCAGCGAUGUGGUGCUGGCCGACGAGGGCGAGUACACCUGCUCCAUCUUCACCAUGCCCGUGAGGACAGCCAAGGCCCUGGUCACCGUGCUGGACUCGGGCACCGAGGUGGUGGAGGACCCCAACGGCAAGACCUUCACGGUGACCAGCAGGGUGGAGUUCCGUGUCACCAAGGAGGACAACGAGGUCGAGGUCACCUGCACCGUGGACCACGAGUCCCUGCAGAACUCAGAGAGGUCCACCACGCAGAAGCUGCAGGUCCACUACAAGCCCACGGCGAAGAUCGAGCCGCACCCGCAGUACCCACGGGAGGGGGAGAAGCUGCAGCUGCAAUGUGACGGGCAGGGCAACCCCAUCCCGCAGGAAUUCCUCUGGGAGAAGGAGGGCAGCGACGCUCCCCUGCAGCUCAGCUCCGACAGCGUCCUCAUCUUCCCCUUCCUCAACAAGAGUGACAGUGGCACCUACGUGUGCACGGCCACCAGCUCCAUGGGCAGCGUGGUGGCCAAGUACAACCUGGACGUCAGCGAUGCCAGCCCGGUGCCCUCCACCUCCAGCACCUACCACGCGAUGAUCGGCGGGGUGGUGGCUGUCAUCGUCUUCCUCCUGCUCAGCCUCCUCAUCGUGCUGGGACAUUACCUGAUCAGGCACAAAGGUUUGUGCCCAAGCCCUGGGGACACGGUGACACCCCCCACCCUGCUCUGGGGGGCAGCCAGGACCCCCUGCUUCUCCAGGAGGGCUUGGGGGGGAAACCUGGAGCACCCCAGCACGUACCUGACCCACGAGGCCAAAGGCUCGGACGACGCUCCGGACGCCGACACCGCCAUCAUCAACGCCGAGGGCGGCCAGGCCGGCGGCGACGACAAGAAGGAAUAUUUCAUCUAAAAGGGUCAGAGAGAGAGAGAGAGAGAGAGAGAGAGAGAGAAAUGGAGCCAAGAGAACCCCGAUGGCAACGGCAACCAGACCACAAACCCCACAAAACCCAACAGAUUUUCUCUGGCGCCCGGCACGGGCGGACGGACGGACGGACAGAGGGAUGGCGGGACAGAGAGCAGGGAGAGCCACCGGCCUCGAGGCGCUGCUGACGCUUCUCGAACUUGUACAAAUCCUUCACUCCAACAGCGAGAGCCCCGGCCCCGUUUGCUUGCUUGCACCUCCAUCCCCACGCCCCGACCCCACAGACCCACCCGUGAGUGAGCGACUUCUUCCUUUUGGACCUUUUUUUUAUUUUAUUUUUUGGCUUUGGUUUCGUGGCUGCUCUUUGCUUCGGGCCCUUGGUUGGGGUGUUGGGCUGGGGUCGAUGUAGCUCUUCCCUUUGUUUCUCUCCCUUUUGGUUUCUUUGAUAUCCAAGGAUAAAAUCAGCUCCGGGUUCCCGGGGUGAGGUUGGGAUCCUGGGUGUCCCCGUUGUCCCCUCCCUGUGGCGGGGGCGGGUGACUCCAGGUGGGAGCAGAGCGAGACCCUGCCCCGAUUUUAUCCUUGGUGGUUCUUGUGGAGCAGUGUCCAUGCGGGAGCAGAGCUGUCCUCGUGCAGUCAGUGUGUGAAAGGGGGUGAAAGCCCAGGGUGGGACCCCCAGAGACACCAGGAGCCCCCACAGCUCCCUGGUCCCACCCCAGCGGGAGGGGGGAGGGCUGAGGUUUAUUUUGGGGGGGGGCAAAUCUAGAGGAAAAGCCCCCAACUUUUAUUUAUUUUUAUUUUUUUUCUUAAAUUCUCUGAUUGGAAAUGCCAAUUUUAACCAUCUAUUGAGAUGUUCAGUGCAGGAGGCAGCGCCCCUGGGGCUGGGGCUGCUUCCCUGGGACCCCCAGAUCAGGGCUGGGGUCUCUCUGCCCCCCUUCCCUCCCCAGCCCCUUCCCAGGGCAGGGAUGAGCUUGGAAAGGGCUGAUUUUCUUCUUGGCUCUGAGAACCCCAACCAAAACACCUGGAUUUGGGGUCUGGGGAGUUUGGGGUCACCACAGAGGCUUUGGAGGAGGGUUCACCCUUCUUCCUUGCCCUUCCUCCUGCCUCUUUCACCUUCACUUCCAAGACAAAACCAAACACCUUUCCCCACCUCUCCAGCCCAGCCCCCCCAAACCAGGCACCCCCGGGAUGGGGCUGCCCCCCCUGGCAUCCUUAGGGCACCCCCAGCCUUGGCAUGAGGUGUUCUGGGAUCCCACGUGCCAGUCUGGGCACAGGGGGGUUGCAGGAGAUGCCCCUGGGCUGGGCACCCCCUGGAUUUGGGGUUGUGUGGAGGAUGAAAAGACCCUUUGGGAAGGGGUAACCUCACCUUGGG